CCUCGCUGCCGCCGCUCACGCCCGAAGCGCCGGCCAAGGCACCAGAGGCCUGGCGGAAUCGGCAGUGGGAGGGGCGAACAAGGACGAGGUGAAGGAGGAAGAUGCAGACAAAGGCGAGGCCGAGACUGACGUCGCACCGCAGGCGUUGUGGGCGGCGCCGGCCCAGCCGCCAGUUACGACGGCGUCGUUUGUGUCGGGCCUCGCGGAGAGUCCGUUUGCGGACGCGCCGGCUGACGGCGGGCCUGAGAGCGACGGAGACGAGGGCGGAGAUGACGAUGGCGAGGCUUCGGCGGCUUCGGCGGCUUCGGCGGCUUCGGCGGCUUCGGUGGCGUCGGCGGCGUCGGCGGCCUCAGAGGCGUCGGACUCGGGCCGGCGGCGGAAGCGACGGAAGCGGCGCGGGCGCAAGGGCAAGGGCAAGGGCAAGUUGCGGGCAAAGCCCCGGUCAGGAGUGCCGGCACUAGAGCCGGCACGGCCCAGCACGGCCAACAUUCGUGGGCCAGAAGGACGCGGGCUGGAGACAAUUAUUCGCCACCGGCCGGGCAGCAGUGUGGCCGAGGCCGGGCCACGUGAAGGAAGCGCGGGAAGCGCGGGAAGCGUGGCAGUCGGCAGCGAAGCAGCUGGCGAGGGGAGCAACCAGUCUCGAACCGAGGUCAAUCUGCGGCGACAGGUCCGCGAGCUCACGCGCGAACUACAGAACGCGCACGCGCUGCAUGACGAGACGCAAAUGACCUACGAGGCCGAGCUGACACACAAGGACGAGACGAUUGCGCAGCUAAGAGCGGAGCUCCUGGAGCGCGACGCGACGAUUUCAGGCCUCACGCAGGGCUUGUCGGAGCUGCGGGCGUCCCUGGAUGCGGAGCGAAGUGAGGCGCUGGCGGCCAAGGACGCGGUCAUUGCCGACCGUGAUGCCAUCAUCGCCGGCCUCACUGCCGGGCUUGCGGCGGUCAAGCAGUCGGCGUCGCCGCUGGAAGAGUCUAAGGCAUCGCUCGAGGACGAGCUGGUUGAGCUGCGGACGCGGGUGGAAGAGUUGACGGCCGAGGCUGGGCGGCUGCGGAAGGAGAACAUCACCGCCCGCGAGCGAUGCGAACGGCUGCACGGUGGUGCGAGCAUGGCCAGCGUCUCGGUCAUCCGCAGCAGCAAGUCGCGGCGGUGAGGCUGUAGUACACGACUUAACCCUGAACGGUACGGUCGUUCGGACGCGUUGUCGCACGUCUCAAGGUGAACAACUCGAUGAUGCUCGACUUCUAGGUCACCGGCCGACGGUGCGCGACGCCUGCUUGGCCUGCGGCAUGAGGUGGGAGGCGCGCCCGCGCUUGAUGGCGGCUGACACGUAGAC
Molecule: messenger RNA, 1336 nt
Organism: Thecamonas trahens ATCC 50062
Lineage: Eukaryota; Apusomonadida; Apusomonadidae
Exons: 1
Source: RefSeq, a predicted model, not a curated record